GCGCGGGGCGGGCCGCGCGCGGGCGGCGCCGCCAUGGACGCGCUGAGCCGGGCCGGGCCGCGGCCCCGCCGCGCCACCGCCGCCUCCCCCCUGCCCUGGGGCCGCUUCGCCGCCUGGAUCGACUGCGUGUGUGUGGUCACCUUCGACCUGGAGCUGGGACAGGCCAUGGAGCUGGUGUAUCCCCACGACUUCAGGCUCACCGAGAAGGAGAAAACGAGCAUCUGCUACCUGUCCUUCCCAGACUCCUACUCAGGUGGCCUCGGGGACACCCAGUUCAGCUUCCGGCUGCGCCAGGCCGGGGGCUCCCGGAAUUCCCCGUUCCAGGAUGACGGCAGGUACAACCGGGAGGCCCCGGUGACACUGCAGCGAGAGGCUGCUCACUAUUUUGGGUACGUGUACUUCCGGCAGGUCAAGGACAGCUCCAUGAGGAGGGGCUACUUCCAGAAGUCCCUGGUGCUGGUGUCCCGCCUUCCCUACGUGAACCUGUUCCAGUGCCUGCUGCAGCUGAUUGCUCCGGAAUACUUCGACAAGCUGGAGCCCUGCCUGGAGGCAGUGUGCAACGAGAUCGACCAGUGGCCACCCCCAGUGCCUGGCCAGACCCUGAACCUGCCCGUGAUGGGAGUUGUCAUCCAGGUGAGGAUCCCGUCCCGGGUGGACAAGCCAGGCUCCAGCCCGGUGAAGCAGUGCAACCAGGAGAAUCUGUUACCAGCCCCCCUGGUUCUCCCCAGUGUUCAUGAGCUGGAUCUGUUCAGGUGCUUCCAGCCAGUGCUGAUCCACAUCCAGAUGCUGUGGGAGCUGAUGCUGCUGGGGGAGCCCAUGGUGGUGAUGGCACCAUCCCCAACCAUGUCCUCAGAGAUGGUCCUGGCCCUCACCAGCUGCCUGGCCCCGCUGCGUUACUGCUGCGACUUCCGGCCCUACUUCACCAUCCACGACAGCGAGUUCAAGGAAUACACCACGCGCACCCAGGCCCCGCCCAACAUCGUCGUGGGUGUCACCAACCCCUUCUUCAUCAAGACCCUGCAGCACUGGCCGCACAUCCUGCGGGUGGGCGAGCUCCGCAUGUCAGGAGACCUGCCCAAGCAGGUGAAGGUGAAGAAACUGGCCAAGCUGAAGACCCUGGACACCAAACCAGGAAUCUACACUUCCUAUAAAACAUUCCUUCACAAAGACAAAACCCUGAUAAAAAGGCUACUGAAGGGCAUCCAGCGGAAGCGCCCCUCGGAGGUGCAGAGCGCUCUGCUGAGGAGGCACCUCCUGGAGCUCACCCAGAGCUUCAUCAUCCCUCUGGAGCAUUACAUGGCCAGCCUGAUGCCUCUGCAGAGGGCCAUCACUCCGUGGAAGAAUCCCCCCCAGAUCCGCCCGUUCUGCCAGGAGGAUUUCAUGAAGAGCCUGGAGCAUGCUGGCCCCCAGCUCACCUGUGUGCUCAAGGGGGACUGGCUGGGGCUCUACAGGCGAUUCUUCAAGUCCCCCAACUUUGACGGUUGGUUCCGGCAGCGGCACCGCGAGAUGACCCAGAAGCUCGAGGCCCUGCACCUGGAGGCCAUCUGUGAGGCGGACAUCGUUGCCUGGAUGAAGGACAAGUCCGAGGUGGAGAUCGUGGACCUGGUGCUGAAGCUGCGGGAGAAGCUGGUGAGGGCUCGCUGCCAGCACCUGCCCGUGAAGGAGGAGACGCUGCAGAGGGUGGGUCUCUACAUCGACACCAUCAUCGGCUCGUUGCCCGAGGACCUCCAGACUGUGCUGCACCACCCCUGAGCCGGGAGGCUCCUGGAGAACCUUCCCAGCCUGUCCCAGCCCGCUCCCGGCCGCUGGGGCAGCUCCUGCCCGGAGCCGGCCGGGAUCGCACUUGGAGCGCGGGGCGGAGCCGGGCGCCGCUCCCGGGGCUGGGCUGGAGCCGUCCCUGCGGAAUUGGCCCCUGGGUGGCACCGCCAGGGCAGGAGGGACCCCAGGGCUGGGCUGGAGCCGUCCCUGCGGAAUUGGCCCAUGGGUGGCACCGGCAGGGCAGGAGGGACCCCAGGGCUGCGGGCCCGCCCGGACACUUCAUCCUUACCCGUGCUUGGAUCCUCGGCAUUCCCGCAGCCCCGUCCCGCCCGGGAGAAGCAGGAGCAGCCCUGCAGGGGGCUGUGCUCAGCGCAGCUCCUGAGCGCCGGGAGGAGGUGACAAUACCGUCCCUGCCCUGGACAGCCUCGGGGAGCAGGAGGAGGAGUUGCUGGACAUGGACAAUUGCUGCUCUGUUUCUCCAGGGCAGAGCCAGAGGAGGGGCUGGAGCAUCCGCAGGGAUCAGAGCUCCCUGGAGUGCCUGGGAAUGGCUGCUGGGAGGAGCUGGCCCCAAAUCCUAUUUAUUCUGCUUGAAAACCCAGCUUGAGCUCCCGGGACACUGCAAGGCUGGGGCUCUGCCCGAGGCACUGGGAGAGCUCCUGCCAGCCCCUUCCCAAUAAAACCUGGAGAAGCUGA
Messenger RNA from Serinus canaria (Common canary), 2451 nucleotides. RefSeq names its product DENN domain containing 6B (gene DENND6B). Lineage: Eukaryota; Metazoa; Chordata; Aves; Passeriformes; Fringillidae. The coding region runs from base 34 to 1752 and encodes 572 amino acids. The transcript is spliced from 20 exons. The record is from RefSeq and is a predicted model, not a curated record. Gene Ontology annotation, molecular function: guanyl-nucleotide exchange factor activity. Gene Ontology annotation, cellular component: recycling endosome.